Molecule: messenger RNA, 1580 nt
Organism: Paramacrobiotus metropolitanus
Lineage: Eukaryota; Metazoa; Tardigrada; Eutardigrada; Parachela; Macrobiotidae
Product: EEF1A lysine methyltransferase 2-like
Exons: 5
Coding region: 631-1401 (256 amino acids)
Biological process (GO): peptidyl-lysine monomethylation; peptidyl-lysine dimethylation
Cellular component (GO): cytoplasm
Molecular function (GO): protein-lysine N-methyltransferase activity
Source: RefSeq, a predicted model, not a curated record
GAUUAUAGCGAAAGCUGACAUUAUUACAAAACGGUUCGCACAUAUUCGAUGCUACUUUCAAGAACAGUCGCUCAGACCGAGACGCGGGAUCAACGAGCAUCGAGCCGCAAACGAUCGCUGGUAGCAUCUACGAAUCACACGAUACCGGUAGUUGGCACGUUGGAAUAUGCUAUGCUGCAGAUCAGUGCUACCAUGCCGUUCCCAUCAUUCGACCGUAUUCACAGCUCGAGAUUACCACAGCUGCACCGCUGUUUCUUGCAAACUCAUAGAUCAUCCUCAAAAAUUCCCAGCACCGGCUAGCAUAGAAACCUGAAAAUCCCUUCGAAUCCAGAAUUCGACCACUCUGGCCAGGAUUCGACCAUUCGUGACCUUUGCCAAAGGACGCUUACUACCGGUCACCAAGAAUCCUCCUCUAGCUCAAGCUGCCGGCUUCGUACGGUGUACUUCGAGUCGGAUCUGAACCAGCACGUGUUUCGGACAAUUCAAGAUUUAUUGCACCAUUUACAGAUGAUUUGGGCAUAUAAUCGUCGUAUCUGUUUUAAAGUUAAAGGACGUUCAAGAGGAUUUCCUUUUUUAAAAAUGUAAUGCGGUGCUGCCAUCUUCCGACCUGUACCGAAAUCGGCCCUAAUCAUGAAUUCGCACCCACAAGAAUACGACUUCGAGAGAUUGUUAAAAGCUGCCGUUUUGAAAAUUCUGCAAGAAACCACAACAACCUCCUCCAGCGUCAACAUGGACACGGAUUUGAAUCCCUCGAAUCUGGGAACCCGAGAAUAUUGGGAGGAAACGUACCUAACCGACCUGCAAAACUAUGAAGACACAAACGGAAUCGAUGUUGGAGAAAUAUGGUUUGGUUUCGAAAGUGAGCGCAGAAUUGUUAACUGGAUUACAAGAAAGGGAUAUCCUAAAACGACUUCCGUCAUUGACAUUGGUUGUGGAAAUGGAUCCUUGUUGCUUGCCUUACACAAGAACGGUUUCACUAACUUAACCGGGAUCGACUACAGCCAAGCCGCGGUAUCCCUCGCUACGACGGUCGCGAGGGACAAAAAUGCCAACACUAUACAGUAUUCCGUUGCGGACAUCACCGUACCCGAAGACUGCCGCGAAGAGCAUCCCCAGCUGUUUGCGCGAAGUUUUGAUCUGUGUAUAGAUAAAGGAACAUAUGACGCGAUUUGCCUGAAUCCCCUUAAUUCCAGAGAAAAGAGAGCUCUUUAUGCCAAAAAUUUACACAAAAUCCUCAACGAGAACGGUGUGCUCGUAAUCACAUCCUGUAACUGGACGAAAGACGAGAUGGUGUCGCAGUUCACAGAUUUCGAAGUGGUGGACGAAUUACCGGCACCCCAGUUUCAGUUUGGAGGGAAAAGUGGGCGGACUGUUACUGCUCUUGUAUUUAAGCGGCGCUGAGCUAAUUGCGCCCAUGACGAACUAAACUGGCGAAGUUUUCUGAAUGUGGUUUUACAAUUUUACAAAGUUUACCAGAUCAUUUUCCAUUAUGUUUGAUGCAGCUUGGUAUUAGAUUUUUAUUUUAUUUCUCAAUAAUUUGCGUCAUGCGUCAUUCUGAUCAAAGCGGUCGAGAAAUAUUA